Stomoxys calcitrans (stable fly) is the source of this 1345-nucleotide messenger RNA. Its product is annotated as metaxin-2. The transcript has 2 exons. Bases 260 to 1165 code for a protein of 301 amino acids. Gene Ontology annotation, biological process: mitochondrion organization. Gene Ontology annotation, cellular component: SAM complex. The record is from RefSeq and is a predicted model, not a curated record. NCBI's taxonomy places the organism in Eukaryota, Metazoa, Arthropoda, Insecta, Diptera, Muscidae.
UUCCGUAAAAAAGAACGUAGUAUCAGCCUUUAUUUGCAAAAAGUUAAUUGAAUAGAGAAAACAGAAAGUGCAGAUAAAAAAACGUGUUUUGGUAUGGAAACAAAAACAUUUAGCUGCUGUCAAAUUCCGCUUCCGGAACAAUAAAAAUAUCCGCGACUAUUCCGAAAGCAGAAUAGAAUAGAAGCCUAUUACUGACAUCGAUUUUUCACACGAACAACUGUCAAAACGCACCCUUCUUACAUGUCGCUCUGUCUAAACUAUGGCCAUUAUCUGGUUAGCAGAUGAUCGGGCAACACUAGUCUGGAGCUCACGUCAUUUCUUGUCAUAUUUUUAUUUUUGUUCAAACAGACAAAACAAAAAUUAUUGUACAUCACAACUGCUAGUCGAAUAUAAUACAAAGGAAAAGAUGAGCGAACCAUGGCCUGAAAAUGCAACUCUCUACCAACCAUACGAAGCCGAACAGAUACUGUUGCCGGAGAACUCCAGUUGCCUUGCUGUCAAGGCAUACCUGAAAAUGUGCAAUCUCCCGUGUGACGUGAGAUCCUGUGCUAAUGCUGAGUUUAUGUCACCCGGCGGUAGAAUGACCAAAUUGCCGGUGCUACAAGCGGGAGCUUUUGUUUUCGCAGAAUUUGAACCUAUCGUAAAUUUUGUGGAGCACAAAAGUGGUGCUAUUGGCCAAUCAUUGGACGAAGACGAAAAGGCAGAAAUGCGUACCUAUGUUUCAUUGACAGAAAAUAUUUUCACCAUGGCCGAAUAUUACAUCAGUUUUAUGGUGCCACGGGUGUAUGAAGAAGUAACCAGUCCACGUAAUGGAUGUGUUUUUCCUUGGCCCCUAAAUAAAAUACAAAAUUGGUCCAAGCAACGAACAGCGAAGAAACUGCUGAAGGUCUACCAGUGGCACGACAUGGAAAUCGAAGAUGUCAUGGACAAAGUGGAGAAAUGUUGUGAAACAUUAAACAUGAAACUAAAAGAACAUGAGGGCCCCUACUUUUAUGGGGCAGAACCUUGCGAAUUGGAUGCUAUUGUUUUUGGUCAUUUGUUUUCAGUACUAACAGUAAAUUUGCCAAAUAUGGCUCUGGCACAAAGCGUACAAAAAUUUAAGCCCUUAGUGCAAUUUUGUCGUUUUAUCGACGACAAAUAUUUUCAAAUGAAGAACACCUUGUAAACGAUCGAUGCUGUUUUGUAUUUUUAUGUUAUCCAGUCAUUAUGAAACUAAGUAUAUUUUAUGACAUGUGUUCUAUUUUUUUGUUUUUUUUUUCUAUCCUUUAAUGAACAAAUUUUUAUUGUACCAUAGAUUUAACUGAGCUACUAAUAAAUUGUUGACGCGGACGUUUUCUCUUCCGAA